Molecule: messenger RNA, 1165 nt
Organism: Linepithema humile (Argentine ant)
Lineage: Eukaryota; Metazoa; Arthropoda; Insecta; Hymenoptera; Formicidae
Source: RefSeq, a predicted model, not a curated record
UGUUAUACACAUUCUUCUCAGGUCUGUUCUUUUCGACUUUCUUAUAAUAUUUAUUUCUAAUUAUAUAUAUACUUGUUUCAUUUGGAGUACAAAUUAUAUGGAGCGUAGCCAAAAAGAACAGACUUCUAAGCUUGCAUAACUGAAAAAUUUGAUUAUUAUGCAAUCGAUAUUAAAUUGCAUAAGCUUUUGUGUAAAAUGUCCAAUUUUAUUAAACGCCGAUAACGUAUCGAACACGACAGUAAAUGGUCGAAUGACCUCGAUCGGUGUGUACGAACAUUUUCAAAUUCGAGAAACACACAACGAACGACAUUCUUGAACAGAAUUCAAUCAAUUAUGCCGCACGAAAAAGAGCCUACGAUUUUCGAACGUUUCCAGGUUUAUAUGGAGAACGAAAUGGGUCCGGGCAAGCUGAUUACCUAUGGAAUCGCUAGCGCCGGUUUAUUCGUUGCUCUGUACAGAAUCAGGCCUUUUGCGAGAUUCACGAAACCGUCCGAUGUGCCACUUCAUUUCCUACAAUCGCGAGUUCCACUUCAGGGCACAGUAAUGCGCGUGGAACCGAGUGGUGGUGCUCUGCUGAUGGUCGAUCAUCAGUCUUUACUGCCUUUUCCCCAUUUUAAUAGUAAGAACUAUUUGCCUGUAAAGAUCAGCGGCGUUGAUGUUACGGGUAACGGUUUAAGUUGGUUGCAGUCUAUAGUCAAUGGAAACUGUAUAACAUUAGUGCCCUUAGCCAGGGAAAAAGAGUAUCUGGAGUGCAUAGCCUCAAUGCAGCAGAAAGAUCAAGACACAUUAAAAAUUGGAGAGGAAUUAAUCAAGUUAGGUUUAGGUACAAUACGCGAACCUCGGAUAAAACUAAAGGAUAAACACAUUCUAGCAUACAAAAGAUCUCUAGCCAGCGCACAAAAGUGGGCAGCCCGCAGAAGAAACGGUUACUGGCAUUUUGCCAAACAGCCAACAGUUCUAUGGAAAACGCAAAUGUUUAUAAUUAAUAAAAUGAAGUCGUUGUUACCUACUUAUAUAGUAAGACAGCUUGAUCUCUAAAUAUGUUUUGCUUGUUUUCAUAAUUAAAUUUAUAGUGAUAUAUUUUUAUUAUAGAUAUAUUUUUAAUAGUUAACAUUUAAUAAGAUUAUAUACUUAGAUUUUUUCUAAUAAAGGUAAUUAUUUUAGU